AUGUCACUCCAAACCCCCCGCAUCCUCCCCUCCCACCUCCACGCCUUCCAUCCUUCCGGCGGUAGCUCGCACACCGUUCGCAUACUCGGCACCGUGACCGCGCUCCACGGGAGUACCGGCACACUCACCUGCGGCACCAAUGGCGACGUCACAAUGAUCCUGAAGUCCGAUGCGCGCUUGCAAGUCGGAAAGCUGGUUGAGGUUGUAGGGAAGGUGGCUGAUCUAGAGGGUGGACAGGGAUACGGACUCCGUGUACUGGGCUCGACGGAGUGGGGUGACCCAGCUGAUUGCGAUUAUAAGAUCUACGAGAAUGUCGUCAAUGCUACGCAUAAAUUCAAGACUAUCUUCUACGAGUAA
This is a messenger RNA of Penicillium egyptiacum, 357 nucleotides long. The record is from the annotation of a GenBank genome assembly. NCBI's taxonomy places the organism in Eukaryota, Fungi, Ascomycota, Eurotiomycetes, Eurotiales, Aspergillaceae.